This is a messenger RNA of Dermacentor silvarum, 1671 nucleotides long. Its product is annotated as cholinesterase 1. Bases 1 to 1671 code for a protein of 556 amino acids. Gene Ontology annotation, biological process: acetylcholine catabolic process; choline metabolic process. Gene Ontology annotation, cellular component: plasma membrane. Gene Ontology annotation, molecular function: acetylcholinesterase activity. The transcript is spliced from 8 exons. NCBI's taxonomy places the organism in Eukaryota, Metazoa, Arthropoda, Arachnida, Ixodida, Ixodidae. The record is from RefSeq and is a predicted model, not a curated record.
AUGGGUGAUAAGCACGCAGAGCGGGCUGAGGCAAAUAAUGGAGCGACAAUCCCUGCGAGUCCCUUGUCUCCUGCGCAAACAAGGGAUGAGCACCACGCCACGACGCGCCAGCAAGCCGAACAGGAAAAAGAACAGCGCAAGGACCGAGAAAAAGAGCGAUCAAAGGAGAAGCGAAAGCAACAACAGCCGCAGACGCAAGGACCACCGGUUGCAACGACAGAGCUGGUCGAGUGGGUUCCACCUCCCGUAGAAGCUACACAGCCGAAACCCGUGCCGCCGCUUAUCCAAGCUAAAACUGAAGACAGUGAUGAACCACGUCUAGCAGUGGCGAAAGAGACAACGUCGACGUCGGAGAAUUCCAAGCGCAUUCUGCCACCGUCCUUGAGUUACAGCGUAGCCGUCACCGUUGCUCUCCUCUUUGCCGGAGGUGCUAUAGUUGGCUUACUUAUGUGGCUGCAGGCGGACCAUGCGGAAGUUCGCACCAAAAGUGGAAGCUCGGUGCGCGGAUACCAGUCCUACGUAGCUGGCCAUCGAAUCUACACCUUUCUGGGCAUCCCUUACGCGCAGCCACCAGUGCAUGACUUGCGCUUCAGGCUUCCUGUGGCGGCCACCGAAAUCUCAUCCGUGGUGCCGGCUACUCUCGAUUGUCCGCCGUGCCCUCAAAAGGAUUGGUUCUCGGGCAGCAACGAAGGCUGGGAUGGAUCUGAGGAGUGCUUGCACCUCAACGUUUGGACGCCCUGCGCUGAGACCACGGCUGGCGGUGGCUGCAAGAAGCAGCCCGUCCUAGUGUUCCUGUUCGCCGAGGGCUUCCAGACAGGCAGCAACCAGCGCUUCGACGGCUCCCUGCUGGCUGCCUCCGAAAACCUUGUCGUGGUCGCUCCCAACUUCCGCCUUGGCGUCCUUGGUUUCUUCCACAAAGACGGCCACGAGAUGCCGGGCAACCUAGCACUGCACGACCAGGAGUUGGCGACAAAGUGGGUGCAAGAAAACGUGGACCUGUUCGGCGGGGACUGGAACAACACGGUCCUCAUGGGUGCUGCCACUGGCGCGUGGUCCAUUGGCGCACACCUUGUCAGCACGAACCCGGUGUGGCGCUGGCGCACGCAGCGUAUGCUCCUGCACAGCGAGUCCCCGUUCCGCAGAGUGCACUCGGCGAGCCCGGCCGCCUUCGCCGAGGCCGUGGGCUGCAGCCAGAACCAGAGCUCUUCGAGCUGUUUCACCGAGCUGCCGCUGCAAACGGUGCUCGAAGCGGGACGGCACUUUCCUUUCGGGCCAAACUAUGAAUCCCGACUGCUGCCACAGGCUCCGUGGCACAUGGCGCGCCGCUUCAACAUCAUCGAGAAACAGGUCAUACUGGGCACAGUCUACAACGAGGGUUCGCCACUGGUCGAGAUCUUGGAGCGCGAUGGCGAUGGCUCGGACGCUUACAUGCGUGGCGCUGUACAAGAGCUGCUCACCGCGUGCGGCGUGAACGAGUCCGGCAAGCUGGUAGAGCAGUACGCGUCUGGAACGUGGACAGCAAAGCGCGGCACGAACGAGUCCUGGGCUCACCAGCUGCUGGGUGACGUCUUCUUCGAGUGCCCGGUGCUCAGUUUUGCCCACCACCUGAGCGCCAGGGGCAACCGAGUUUACGUCUACCGGUUUGACUAUAAGGUGCCGUCAGUGCCGUGA